GUCUGAAGAGCUGUAGAAAGGAAGUGAGCGAAUUCUUUAUUAGUGAAUUGUUGUUGCUAGUUGACUUGUUUCUCUAUGCGCUUAACCUCUUCAUAACCAGAUAUCACACAGCGUUUUAACGGGACAGUCCUGGGCACAUUUCCCACAGAAAAACUCCGCAGUAACUGUAGUUUCUGACAGCGAGUAGCGGUAACCGGGUUCCAGCGACCCCGAGCACAAUGCUGCUCACAGUGUUUUGUGCACCGAGAGACCGCUCGGAAACCACUUUCGCCCUGGACGUGUCCCCGGAGCUUGAACUCAGGGAUUUCUUGGCUCUUUGCGAACUAGAAUCAGGAAUACCAGCCAGGGAGAUUCAGAUCUCCUAUGCAGAGCAGCCUUUACAAGAUCCCACUCGAGCACUGGGAAACUAUGGGCUGAAGGAUGGAGAUGUGGUAGUGUUACGACAAGCAGAGAGGUUACUAGGCCCACAGCCUGCAGUUCCUGGUCUGCCUCGCAUCGAUUUCAGCUCCAUUGCUGUUCCUGGGACCUCCUCAGGCCAAAACAGACAGCACCAAGCCCAGCGUCCCAGUGCCACCCAGUCAGGGCCGCCCCAAGCUGCUGCUGCUGCCGCCACCACACCAGGCUCAGCCCUUUCUCCUCAGGGAUUGGACAACCCCGCCUUGCUACGUGACAUGUUGCUGGCAAAUCCACAUGAGCUGUCGUUGCUGAAGGAGCGAAACCCACCUCUUGCUGAGGCUCUACUGAGUGGAGACCUUGAGCGCUUCACCAAGGUGCUAUUGGAGCAGCAGCAGGAUCGAGCCCGAAGAGAGCAGGAGAGAAUUAAACUGCUGACUGCAGAUCCUUUUGACUUGGAAGCUCAGGCCAAAAUUGAGGAAGAAAUCAGACAGCACAACAUUGAGGAGAAUAUGACCAUUGCUAUGGAAGAAGCACCUGAGAGUUUUGGCCAGGUGGUCAUGCUCUACAUCAACUGCAAAGUCAAUGGACACCCAGUAAAGGCCUUUGUUGACUCAGGAGCUCAGAUGACAAUUAUGAGCCAAGCAUGUGCAGAAAGAUGUAAUAUCAUGCGUCUAGUGGACAGACGCUGGGCAGGCAUUGCCAAAGGUGUUGGCACCCAGAAAAUUAUAGGCCGAGUUCAUUUGGCCCAGGUCCAGAUAGAAGGAGAUUUCCUGCCUUGCUCUUUCUCGAUUUUGGAAGACCAGCCCAUGGAUAUGCUGCUAGGCCUUGACAUGCUGAAGAGACACCAGUGCUCCAUAGACCUAAAGAAAAAUGUCCUCCUCAUUGGGACGACGGGUACAGAGACACGUUUUCUACCUGAGGCAGAACUGCCUGAGUGUGCCCGGCUGGCAUACGGGCCAGAGGGACGAGAGGAUACCCGGCCUGAGGAGAUUGCAGAUCGAGAACUGGCAGAGGCAUUACAAAGAUCUGUGCAGGACAGCGAUAUUGAAGAUGGAAAAACUACCUCACCACAAUCCCUGCCAUUUAAGCCCCUCGACCAACCCACAACAUCUUCAGCCUCAAGUCACCCCCACGGUCUCACCCUAGACCGUUCCAAAUCUGCCCCAGCCUUUAUAAACCAGGGAGCAUCCACAACUGAAAUUUCCACAUCGAUUGAAUCCUCUCUACUUCAGCCCUUGAAAGUUGGUGAACCCUCUCCAGAUCCCUCUGAUGACACCUUCAGAUCUCAGUCCCAAGGACUGGGCGAUUCAACACCGUCUUGCUUGCAAACAGAUGCAGAUGCUCCUAUCCCAAGCACUCUUCCCUCUCAGGAACCAUUCUCUAGUACUGUGCCCGAGGACAAUGAAGUGACAGGCGACAUUGUUUCUGGAGAUUCCGACAGUCUGGCAGAUGCAGAUUUGAGGGAGAAUAUCACUUCCUCCGGGACUGUAGCGGCAGAAUCGCCCUUUGUUUUUAACCCAAGGUCUCAGACUCAAACGCUGGAUCAGGAAGUGGACAUGGAUGUUUCUUCCAAUGCAAAACCAGAAGCUGGCCAUGACUUUCCUGAUCAGUUCCAGAGCGACCAAGGUAGUAUGAUGGAGGAUGUUUCAGGGGCUCAACCACAACCUGUUCUAGAUUUGAACCUUGAACCCUGUCAUGCUGAACCAACCAUUUCUACUGUCCAUUCAGACUCUGAGAGUGUAGUACCUUGUGAAAGAGACCAGUCGGAGACAGACAACAUCCCUUCCUUGGCUCAAGCUCUUAAGGAGCUGCAUAAACUUCUGAUGUCCAACAGUUGUCCAUCCGUUUCUGGAAGGAUUCCUCUGUCCGAUGCUAAUGAUACAGCACCUAUACAAGAUGUUGAUGAGGUGGAUCAGGAACCUGCUGCAAGAGAUCAAGUCAUUCUGAACCCAACUAUUGACUCAUCUUCUAAUACUGCCACAAUAGAAGACAAAGAGGAAAGUGUUGCCAAAGCUGACUUAACUUCUCAAUCAAUGAGGGAUUUUCUAGACACACCAACACCAAGCAAUCUAAGGCACACAGAGAACCAACCUUCUAGACUGAAACAAACGCUUGAGCACCCUAAUGUGGCUGAAGCAAAUCAGGCCCUUGUUUUUGAAGAAGGAUCUGAGCUGGUUACUUCUUCCCAGGGAGAUCUAGAGCUCCCUGAGGUUCAGCAAAUGCAGGACAUUGUGGACACAAACACCUCAGGCAUUGACAUCUCCGCUGACCUAUCUCAGCAGCGCCCGCUUUCUGUAGCAGCUGGCUCAUCAACCGAUUCCAGCCUAGGGCCUGUUGCAUCUCCUCAAACUCGAGCCACUGAAACGGAUCCUCUUUUCCUUGGAGACUCCAUCCGAGUUGCACCACAGCCCUCGAUGGGACAGUUUCCACCAGAGCACAUUCAGAGGAUCCAGGCAUCAGGGUUUUCAGCCCUUGAGGCUGCUGAGGCACUGGAACAGGCUCAAGGCAUUGUAGAGCUUGCCUUAUUGGUGCUGCUUGCAAGAAAGAUCACUGUGCCCACUUAGACUCCGAAUCAACUCUUAGUGGUGGCAUCAGAUAACAUAUGAGCCUUUUUCAUCAUGUGGUUUUCCUUUAGCAGUCCUCGUGGUUUUGUACUUGAUGGUCUUCUUCUGGCUCUUCUACUUUGCCAACAUACGUUUAAAAAAAAAGAUGAGGUGAGAAGCUGGCCAUAUUUCCCUUUCAACAAAACAAUGUCUGUGCGGUUUUUUUUUUUUUUUUUUUUUUUUUUUUUUUUAAGUUUUGCAUGUUGCCUCAAUAGUUCGUAAUGGAUUGUUGAUUUUAUUGGUUUGGUUUGAAUACAUUUGAUAAACUGUCAGACAGGAUUAUGAGUAUUUACUUGGUGGUGGGGCUCGGUAAUAAAAUUCAACUUGUGGCAGAAAUAGACCUGUUUCCAAUCUUCCAACAACUGCAUGGUUUUAGAUCUCGAAAUUGAUUUACGUGCCUGAUGUUUACCGAUCUUAAACUUCUAAAGCAUCUUACUAAAUUUAUUUUGUAUGAAUGUGAUCAUAGGAGCAGAUAGUAAAUGGUAAAGCACCCAGAGUCCUUUUUGCUGUUUGAAUUGGCAAUAAUGUUCAAGCUGAGGUCAUUUUCUCUUCAGUUAUUAUUUUAUUUGAUAGUUGCCAAUCCUGUAUAACUUGACAUGUUUUCAAUAGGUUGCCUUUGGAAAUUAUUAAAGAAUAGACUUUACCAUACCUUGUUCUUAUGUGUUCAUAGUCCACCCUUAAACAGUAUCGUCAGUUUUUUGUUAAUGAUAUAAAACAAAUUUGAAGGGGAAGUUAUAACAUACUUUUAUUAUCAGUAGUGUCUCUUUUAUCAGAAUCAUGAUGUUGUGAAUGUGGCUGUAGUGUUUUACAAUGUGUUUUUGAAUUAAAUGAACCAGACAGGAAAAAGCUGGUGCUGACAAAGUCUACAGGAAGGUGUUUUUUUUUUUUUUUUUCCCCCUUCCCCGUCUGUCCUUAGGGCAGCAACCACUACAGUUUGUUGGGAAGUCUGUGUUUUAUUCUCUUCUUUGUUGUCCCUUGUCUAAACACUUGAUUUCGGUGUAAAGUUCUGAUGUGCCCUUUCCAGCUGUUUGUGAUAUUUUGUCAUGUCUACCUUCUUGUUAUUUUGUAAUCUCUGGGUCAUAUAUCAGUUGCAUUCAAUCUAUUGAGAAGCUCAGUUUCAUCUUGUAUACAGUUUAAAAACCAAAUAAAAGGAAAAAAGUGAUUCUUA
Labeo rohita (rohu) is the source of this 4167-nucleotide messenger RNA. It is a transcript of the gene ddi2, whose product is annotated as DNA-damage inducible protein 2. The transcript is spliced from 9 exons. The record is from RefSeq and is a predicted model, not a curated record. Bases 219 to 2960 code for a protein of 913 amino acids. Gene Ontology annotation, molecular function: aspartic-type endopeptidase activity; protein binding. Lineage: Eukaryota; Metazoa; Chordata; Actinopteri; Cypriniformes; Cyprinidae. Gene Ontology annotation, biological process: proteolysis.